Messenger RNA from Trichophyton benhamiae CBS 112371, 594 nucleotides. RefSeq lists its product as uncharacterized. Lineage: Eukaryota; Fungi; Ascomycota; Eurotiomycetes; Onygenales; Arthrodermataceae. The record is from RefSeq and is a predicted model, not a curated record. The coding region runs from base 1 to 594 and encodes 197 amino acids. The transcript has 3 exons.
AUGAAGCUGGCUUCCCUCCUCGUCGGCUCGCUGAUGCUUGCCGUCCCCGCUCUCGCCUUUGAGCAGUCUGCCAUCCAGACUCUCCGCGACGCUACGACUGCUACCGGAGCCUACCACUCCAAGUUCCCACAUGCUCUCAGCGAAGGGCCCGAAGCAGCUAUAUCGAAUAUCAACUCGGCAACGGCGAGAGCGGCGGACGAAGCGAAGACUGCCAUGACUGGACUGACGGUGCAGAGCCAGAGUUUGGCUGGUGCCUUGAAGGGCGUAAGUUGGAUCUCCCCUCAUGUUUUGGUCGUCCUUUUUAUGCCCAAAUACGGAGUACUGACGAUGUUUGUUUGGCAGUUCUUUGAUGCCAUGACGACGCUCUCGCAUGAUGCUACCAACCCGGCGGUGUUCUGCAGCAAGAAUAUUGACCGUCUGGGGCCGUCUAUGGGAUGGAACCUUCGCCUGCCCCAUGCUACGACGCUGAAGAGAGACUGCAAGGACGGGGAGAAGCUCGUUGCUGACCUGGCUGGUAGUUAUAAGAUCGCCGUCGACAGUCUUGAACAGGCCCAGGCGAUGCUGGAGAGCCCUCAGGGCAAGUGUAAGCAGUGA